ACUUGAACCAACCUCAAACCUGCUCAGGCAAAGCCUAACAUCCUGAGGCAUGCGGGGAAUCUCACUCGGGAGGCUGGAGCAGAAUUCAAGGCUCACAUGAGUUCCAGCCCAUCCUUCCCCUUCAGAAGUCACUACUAAGGACUGCUUGUAACAAACCCUGUCUGAACAAGGAAUUGGAGUUAUCGGUCGGAUGCCAGCCUGUCCGCAGAGUUCCAGGCCGCCCACACUAGUUUGGCGCGUAGCCGGGGAGACCCGGAGGCCCAGAGCGGUUGGCCAGGACGCGCUUCCGGGACCUGGGGAAGGGGACGGGCUCCUAAGCUCCGCCCAUGGGUGGAGCUACGUCCAGGACGAGCCGGGACUACGGCAGGGCAUCAUGAAGCAGCUGCCCACCUUGGAGCCUGGAGACAAGCCCAGGAAAGCUACAUGGUACACUUUGACUUGCCCUGGGGACAGGCCCUGCCCUCGAGUUGGCCACAGCUGCUCAUAUUUUCCCCCACUUGGUGAGGCCGAGAGUGGGAAGGUCUUCAUUGUCGGGGGAGCAAAUCCAAACCAAAGCUUCUCAGAUGUGCACACCAUGGAUCUGGGAACACAGCAGUGGGACACGGCCACCAAGGAGGGCCUCUUGCCUCGGUAUGAGCACGCCAGCUUCCUUCCCACCUGCUCACCUCACAGCAUCUGGGUGUUUGGUGGUGCAGACCAGUCAGGAAAUAGAAAUUGUCUACAAGUCAUGAGUCCUGCCAGGACAUGGAGCACACCAGAAGUGACUGGCUCCCCGCCAUCCCCAAGAACAUUCCACACAUCGUCGGCAGCUAUUGGAAACCAACUAUAUGUCUUUGGGGGAGGAGAGAGAGGUGCUCAGCCUGUGCAGGAUGUGAAGUUGCAUGUAUUUGACGCAAACACUCUGAAGUGGUCUCAGCCAGAGACACAUGGAAGUCCUCCAUCUCCCCGGCAUGGCCAUGUGAUGGUGGCGGCGGGUACAAAACUCUUCAUCCAUGGAGGAUUGGCAGGGGACAAGUUCUUUGAUGAUCUCCAUUGUAUUGAUAUAGGUGAUAUGAGCUGGCAGAAGCUUGGUCCUACCGGGGCUGCUCCAGUCGGCUGUGCUGCCCAUGCUGCCGUUGCUGUGGGACACCAUGUGUAUAUGUUUGGAGGAAUGACAGCCACUGGAGCACUGAACACAAUGUACAAGUAUCACACAGAAAAGCAGCACUGGACCAUACUUCAGUUUGACACUUCCCUACCCCCUGGACGACUGGACCACUCCAUGUGUGUCAUCCCAUGGCAAGUGACGCCUACCUCUGAGAAUGAAGACUCAGAUUCUGUCAUUCUAACCCUCCAAGCUGAGAAGGGCGAUGCUGCUGAGAAAGCAGGGACCCAGAGUGGGGGGCCACAUGAAGAGAGUCCGACUACCAUGUUGCUCUGUUUUGUGUUCGGUGGGAUGAAUACAGAAGGGGAGAUCUAUGACGACUGUCUCGUAACUGUAGUGGACUAAUAAAACCUACACUUUUAUUACUUGC
Messenger RNA from Mastomys coucha (southern multimammate mouse), 1514 nucleotides. It is a transcript of the gene Rabepk, whose product is annotated as Rab9 effector protein with kelch motifs. NCBI's taxonomy places the organism in Eukaryota, Metazoa, Chordata, Mammalia, Rodentia, Muridae. The record is from RefSeq and is a predicted model, not a curated record. The coding region runs from base 191 to 1489 and encodes 432 amino acids. Gene Ontology annotation, molecular function: protein binding. The transcript is spliced from 8 exons.